This is a messenger RNA of Durotheca rogersii, 851 nucleotides long. RefSeq lists its product as uncharacterized. The record is from RefSeq and is a predicted model, not a curated record. The transcript has 2 exons. NCBI's taxonomy places the organism in Eukaryota, Fungi, Ascomycota, Sordariomycetes, Xylariales, Xylariaceae. Bases 192 to 791 code for a protein of 199 amino acids.
CGCGCAGGACGUCGGGGCGGGCGGCGUUGGCGCGAGGGAGGAUGGGAGGCAAGGCUCCGGUGCCGAAGCGCAGGCCGUCCGCGGGACCUCCACGGGUCCGCCGUCCGCCGUCCGCCGUCUAUUGCUGGCCGACCCCCCCGCGCACCCCUUCCUCCUAUAAAUAGCCCGAGGGGGGGGGGACAAAGCUCGCUAUGUGCGCCCGCGCGGAGUGGCAGCUGGUAGCAACCUCUUUGUGCCGGCACGCGAGAGCGCGGGCUAAACAUAGCUCACGCCGCCCAAAGAGCCCGCGGCGGCGAACAAUGCUUUUCACAAGCAGUCCUUGUCCCUUUGUGACUUGCGCGACCCCUGCCCCGCCCCCUUCUUCUUCUGUAUCAGCGAAGCUGGCCUCCAGCCAGUCCGCAGAGAGACGACUCCCCCGCGCGUGCCGAGGAAGCGAGUAUGCCCGCGAGGGAUCACCAAGACAUGUCACGAAGGAAACGAGCGAGGUGGAAAAGGAAUCGAAAAUGUCUCAUUUCAGAAUAAUAUGUACAAGUAGAAUAGCCAGCCCGCCGCGCCGAUGCCAAUGCUGGUGGAGGGGAAAUCCCGUUUCCCGCCUUGUCUUGUCUUGUCGUCGUCAUUCAGCCCGCGAUGAUGAUGGUGGUGGUGGUGGUGGAUGCCAUAAUGAGAGAGAAGAGGUGAAGGAAGAGGAAAAAAAAAGCGAGAAACCUCUCGGAAGCGUGGUAUUGGUGAGAGAGAAAGAGAGAGAGAAAGCCUCGCGUCUAUCCUGUCCUGUCCUGUCUAGUCUUAUCUAAUCAUUGCGGUUCCCCCUUUUCCGUUCCGGCUCUCAAGUAUGUGCGCGCGAGAGGUAGCAG